This is a messenger RNA of Saccostrea echinata, 2730 nucleotides long. RefSeq names its product protein phosphatase 1E-like. Gene Ontology annotation, molecular function: protein serine/threonine phosphatase activity; cation binding. The transcript is spliced from 7 exons. The record is from RefSeq and is a predicted model, not a curated record. Gene Ontology annotation, biological process: protein dephosphorylation; negative regulation of protein kinase activity. The coding region runs from base 21 to 2555 and encodes 844 amino acids. NCBI's taxonomy places the organism in Eukaryota, Metazoa, Mollusca, Bivalvia, Ostreida, Ostreidae.
UGCACAAUAAUAUUCAUGGCAUGACAAACAUAGCAGUCGAGAUGGAGGAGCCCUUUGCGAAUGACAGAGCGUCGUUUCAGCGCUUCUUAGCAGCAUUUUGUAAACGCAUCAACGACAAUGAGGAUGAUAGUGAAAUGUUACCAUUUAGGCCUCCAACUCGCCAUUUAACAAUAGAUGAGUUACAGGGGGAGUGUUUUGAUUGGAGUUUACGUUACUUGGGAUUACAAAAUUGUCCACCUACUCUUGCUGCAGCCAUCACUAAAGAAGUCUAUGAACAGUCCACUAAGAUAGACUUCAAAGAGUUUGAAGACCAGACUCCGGACCCCGAAGAAGAUUCCAACAGGGAGAAGAAUGUCAAGAAUGAAAUCCAGCGUCCUGAGUCAGUUCUGGAUGCUUCGUCACUCAUGGAACACAUCAUUGACAUUGUGGAUGAAGUGUGUCAAAAAUGGAACAAAGACUUGCCAGAUAUUCCAAUUCCUGCUCAGGUUCAUGAAUGCUACCAUUAUGAAAUUAAAAAUACUCGACGUAAAAUGGAGGACAGAUAUGUGAUGCUUCCAGACAUGAAUACACUGUUUGAUCUCAAGGAUUUCCCACAGCAGUCCUAUUACAGUGUGUUUGAUGGGCACGCCGGGAUUGAAGCAGCUGUCUAUGCCUCCAAUCACCUACAUGUACAUCUGCCCACCUGUGAGAAGUUCUCCAGUGACCCAGCAUCUGCCCUGAAGUGUUCAUACUCAGCAACAGAUGAACAUUUCAUUAAAAAAGCUCAAAGAGAGGGUUUAAAAAGUGGCUGCACUGGAUUAACAGUGUUGAUCCGAGAUAAAACUAUGUAUGUAGCUUGGCUGGGGGACUCACAGGCGUGUCUGGUCAGGGACGGUCAGGCAGUGUCCAUCAUGAAUCCUCAUAAACCAGAGAGACAGGAUGAGAAAAGUCGUAUAGAAGCUCUAGGUGGAGUUGUCCUGUACAUGGGAACAUGGCGGGUCAAUGGCAAUCUGGCUGUGUCCAGGGCUAUAGGAGAUAUCAGCCAAAAGAAGUUUAUCUGCAGCGACGCGGACACAACUGUCCUAGAAUUAGAGGGUACUGAAGAUUAUAUCAUUCUCGCCUGUGAUGGCAUGUGGGAUGGUAUAUCACAGAAUGACGUACCAAAAAUAGUAUACGACCAUCUGCAGAAAACUAAUGGUGAUAAGUCCAGUGUAGCUAAGAUGUUGGUAGAAUUAGCAAAAGAAAACGGGUCAACAGACAAUAUAACUGUAGUGAUAGUAUUUCUCAGGGAUGAAAUAGCAGAACCAGCUGUUAUGCCAGUAUUUUCAUUUGACAAGAUUUCUAGUUCUCAGGGAGAUGACAAAACAGAUGACGUUGAUGGCAAAAAAGACUGUGACUCUUUUUCCGAAAAGGGAGAUAACUCUAAAAAUUCCUCCUCCGAUGGCAAUACAGAAGCUGGCAGCAAUAAGCCGAAGGAAGAAGUGGACAAUAUAGAACAACAGGAAACUCAGGAACAAAACAACUCAGAUAAACCAGAAAAUACUCCUCUUCCCACUGACCGUGUACUGAAGAAAGAACCUGUGUUCAUUAUUGCAGACUCUGCACCUCAGAUUUCAGAAAACAAACCUAGAAGCCCUUCACCUGAACCCGAAGAUUUUAUUCCAGAUGAAAGUAAACCAGUGGAAGAUAGUGCUGUUUCAAAAGAUCUCACCCUUUCAGAAACUAUUCCACCUCAUCAAGAGUCUGCAAGUGCUCAGAAAACUUCAGGUAAUAGUUUACCAGUGGAAAUUGGAUUGUCCACAUUCAUGUCCUACCUACCCAGUCAGGGAAGUACAAUCUCUGAAUUCAGGCAUGGUUUGCAGGGCAGCAGGAAACCUAGUGCUAUGUCCAGUUCUUUAGCAACUAUGCAUGAAGAUUUUCCAAUUGUUUCCAAUUAUGUAAUUCAGGAUGAAAUAUAUAGAAAAAAAGAUAUCGGAAAGAAAAAACCAAAACGAAACAAGAAUCCCAAAAUUCGGGAGCAGAGUCGCAAUGGUCAGUAUGUUGUCCCAAGAAGGGGGAAGAAAAAAGCUGAUGGGUCUACACCAAUAGUAUGGGCUUUUACUGGAAAGAAUACAGCUUCUGUAAGGAAUCAUAAGCUCAGUUCUCUAAGGAAUUCUCAGAAUUCCUCCCGAGUCAUACUGGCUAACAUCCUAAACAGUGGUGCAGUUGAUCCAAGCAUUCCAUCCCAGACAAGUGCAGACAUUAAAUUUCUAGAAAAAAUGUCAAAGUCUAAGCAUUUCGUUGACCCUGAGCAGCCAAAUGCUGAAGAGAUUCCAAUGCCCCACACCGUCUUUGAUUACCCAUUGUCCACUUUCACAGCAUCCUCCAAUUUCAAAACUAAAUCUACCUCAACUCCCAAGUCAAAAUCAUCUCAAGCCAGUCAACCAAAAACCAAUCCGAAAACUGUCCCUGCUUUCCACCAAUCCUGGCGCCCACGAAAAUUGUCGAAAUUAAAUACAGGAGGUGCCCUGGCUGAACCUCCCCCUACUCCAUUCUCCAAUGUCAAGAUAAACCCAUCAUCUGAGUGUUCUGAUUGAAGCAGAGCUUUAUACACCAAUUAUCUAUUUUAAUUAUUUAUGCAUGCUUACAAUCAGUUUGCAUAGACCAUCAGUGUUAUUAAUUUUUUAAAGCAAUAAUUUGAUAAUCGUAUUGAUUUUGCUCAUCUAAAUACUUACGAAUUGUCCCCCUUUGUGCAUUUAUUCUCACACUUUA